ACAACCUUCACGGACACAACGGAAACGCAUCAGAUGCUCUCUCCCUCCUUGCUCCUGCCGUCCCUUACCUCCCCUUCCAUCCUCGUCCUCGAGCGAGCCGCUGCAGGCGUCACACCGUCGCCAGAGGCGCCUGCUGACGGCGAGCCUGAAUCCAAGGCCUGUGCAACUGGCGACGACGACCAUCAGAGGGCCGACGAGUGGUCCCUCGCCUCCUCCUCCGGCUAGAUGGUCCUGUCGCCCAUGUAUCUCCCCUUUCAUGGCCGUCCUCGAGCGUGCUGUUGCGGGCAUCACGCUGCCGCUAAAAACACAUGUCGGCGGCGAGGACGAGGCCUAUGCAGCCGGCAGCGACGACCACCAACAGUUCCAGCUUGCCGAGCCUAACCAGAGGGCCGAGGAGCCACCUUCUCCGUCUAGAUGCUCCCAUCGUCCGUGCAUCUCCCCUUCCAUCCCUGUCCUCGAUUGUGUCGUUGCGUACGUCGUGCCACCGCCAGAGUCUCCUGUCAACGGCGAGGCCGAGACCAACGCCUGUGCACCCAGCGGUGACGACCACCACCAGCUGCAGCUUGUCGAGCCUCACCAGAGGGACGAGGAGUGGUCCCUCGCCGCUUUCUCAGUCUAGGUGUAGUUCAGCGAUACGCAGUACAUGCUUAGGUGCCAAGACCUGCAGGUCCAUCGCCUACUACGACAAGGGCCUCGAGAUCUUGAUGGCUACGCUCGGCGAGCGUGAUCCCCCAUCGCAAAGACCUGCAGUUCUCAGUUCAGGAUGACAUCUGCUGGCCUAAAAUCAGGGAUGUCUGUUAGUCUAUAGGAGCUGGAGCCAUCCUAAGAGAUGUUCAAGCAAUUGGGGCGUCCCUUCCAUCAUGCAUUGUGCACAUAAAUUGGUUAUGGGAUAUGUAGAUCCGUGAGGUGCUGUUGAAGAAAUCUAAACUCUCUACUAACAACACAAACAAUCUUCCAUUCAACGAAGCUUGUGUCACAUCCACGGUCCCCCCUUCCUUGUCCGACUCUGACCCACGGCCACCAGUCCACCACCAUCCAAAUUCCCACGACGUUCCUCCCUCCACGCUGCUGUGUCCUCCUCCGACCUCGCCACCGUCGCCAGUGUUGGGCCAGGUUCGCGCGCGCCAUCGACUCUGUGUCCCUGUCGUCGGCCACGACGCUGCUCACUGGCGACCGCCUCAUGAUCUUACUCUUCGUGGCCCAACACACCUCGCCGCAUCACUUGCAAUCCUCAUGGUGUCCGCCCUCGUCGUCGAGCUCGUCGUGGAUGGCUCCAGCUCUGCCCUGCUUCGUCGCUUCGGAACCAGAUGCGGAUGAGCUGCGCCCCUCCCCUCUCCCUCUCUCAUUUGAUGAUGUCCCUCUCUCAUGUCACUGUUUUUCCCUUCUUUGCUAUUUUAGCAUAUGGAAGCAUUUCUUCAUAAUUUGCUGGAUCUACCAGAUUCCACAAAGUCUUGCAAGGUCAUUCAUGCUCUCUUUCUUUUUUUUGGUGUCGCCAGCUACCGACGCCAUGAGGUUGCCUGAUGUGGUACUGGUGUUGUUCGUGACCUGGAUCUCGGGAAGGCCUCCGUGGGUGCAUGUUUGUUUGCACAGAAAUUUUGUCCAUUUCUUCGGUCAAGUUUGCUUGCCAAAUCAGUGUUGCUUUUAGGAUUUUUUAUGUGUGUUGCAUUGAUAGGAGCAGGAUAGUUCAGCAGGAACUAUAUGGAUCCUUUUACCAAUUGUUCAGAGCAUUUUUGGCUCCGUAUAGUUCGUCCAUGGCAAGAGCUUAGGGAGGCUAUAAUUUGUGAAAAUGCGAUUUCGUUCUAUAGUGAAUCAAUCUGGCAAGAAAUUAUUAGCUAUUAGUUUUAUUAGUCGUUUGUCCUACAAAAUCUUCAUCUGAAUCUAUGUUAGGCUGUUGCUUUAAAAAUAUUUACUCAGUUAGGUACAAACUUGACGAAUGUUGCUGGCACUUCAGUAGUUUUUUGGCGUCGAUUGCAGCUGGCAUUUGCCCUUCAACGCUCGGUAUUCUGUACUUCUACGUAUUAUUUUUUGGGGAUGCAAUGGAUAUACUGGUCACACGUUUGCCAUUCGUGUUUUUUGUUAGUUUGGGUUCUUCAAAUGUUUAGUAGAUCACGAUGAUAUGGACCUUCUUCGAUGAAAAAACACAUGGUAGUAAAGAACUUGCUAUCCAACUUUGCAACGGUUUAACAGAAAACAUAUCGCUCAAAGAAACACAAAACAUACUCGUCCUCUCGCAAUAGUUCAUUGCAUAUAGCAUCAAGUCCUGGCAAGAGUUCAGCUUUUGAAUGGGACAUUAUACAAGCGACCGAUUGAUCACAUUUCUAGAACAAGAAAAAAUUGAGCAAGCCCACCUUUUUUACAUCUCAGGGUUAAACACACUGAGUGCCAAGAUAUUGCGUUAAACAACUAUCUAGAAGGACAACUUUGUCCAGGCUUUUCACUGGUCUUCCUCCGGUUAUCUCAUAAGACAAAGUUAUCCUUGGCCUUGACUUUUUUUCAGAUUUCAAGGUACGUACACUUAAUUCAGAAGAAAAGGGAUUUAUUCAUGACAAAAACAGGCUUUGGAUCUCACUAUCUUGUGCCAGCUCACAUGCUCAUCAGAAAAGCUCUGUAUCCUCAAUGCUUCUGAGUGGAUAUUAAAAGCGGAACUUUUAGAUAAUUUUUUGUCCAGAAAAAAGGCUACAAAACGACACCAUUUUCAUGGACCUGAUAUAUAAAAACUUGACAACGACAACAAAAUAACAUUUGAUUGUUGGUUUUGCAGAGGCAGAAAUGCUUUAAGGAGCUGCAGUGAUUUUUGUGGACAUGUUCCAGUCUGAUAUUGAUUCAGGAUUCUGCAAUGGGACUGCUAGGGGUCAUCAGGUUCAGGGACAAGCCAAAAGUAGAAUAUGUUGGGCCUUACCUUCAUCACGGUCCCCUCAGAGGUGCCAUCAUGUAAUGGCUUCAAUAAGUGAGUUUCAUCAGGCUAUUGAAAGUGGUGCAGGUCAGAGCCAGGCUAGAUUUUGUUUUGGGGUAAAUGCACUUGUCAUUAUCAAUUUACUUUGCUUGAUAAUGAUGCAUCAUGUCAGGGACCACAGUUAUUUAACUCUGAUUUUAUUAUAACUUGCUUCUAGCGAACGGUCAUGCAAUUGACCGAACAUGUAAACCAUAAGCAAAUGUGAUGUAGGAGAUUUUUAUAUAAAUAGACUUUUGCAGCCACUUUGAUGUUU
Messenger RNA from Zea mays, 3206 nucleotides. RefSeq lists its product as uncharacterized. The record is from RefSeq and is a predicted model, not a curated record. NCBI's taxonomy places the organism in Eukaryota, Viridiplantae, Streptophyta, Magnoliopsida, Poales, Poaceae. The coding region runs from base 309 to 767 and encodes 152 amino acids. The transcript is spliced from 2 exons.